CACGUGGGAUGUCGCUGGCAAAAAUUCUCGAAGGAUAGGAAGAACGUAAAAGAAAAAUGCCGAACUUUCGUUUAUCUUAGGUCUCGAGUCUGAUCAAGGGUCUUCAAAAGACUCGCUAGCAAAUUAGAAGAAAUCUGGUGUAACAUCCACUUGGACCAAAGAUAGAAAUGCUUCCUGCACCAAGAACACUGCCAAUCCACAGCAUGAUUUGAACCAAGAUUGAGAGAUGGAGACCCUACCAACUGAUAUCAGCUUCACUGGGGAAGACAUGGAUGCCUUAGACUUCCCAACUUCAGUCAGCCUGGAAGUUGAUGCCAAUUGCUCUGCUGGCUCAGGAGUCAUCAUGGGGACCUCUAAUCUGUACACACAUGUCUCACAUCUCCAACCAGAGCACAUCUUUCCCUCAGUCGCGAUGGAUCUUCAAGGGUUAGCGAACCCUUUUGGCCAAAUGGGAGAAAUAUUUGACUCUUUACUUUCCUCAACAAGACAGGAAAACUCAUUAGACCAGCAAACCUUUGGGCUCCAACCCGCAACGCUUGGUAGUCCAUAUUUCAUUGCUCCUAACGGCUCAAUUCUCAAUCCCAAUAUCCAACAAGUACCAACAACAUUUACGCAGCCAAUGACUACAAUAAACAUCCCAUUUCUGCAGGCUCCUGGUUUAAAACAAAUCCAUGUUCCAGGCUUACCAGGGCCAGUUAUGCUCCGUGAAGUUGACAAACUAAUAGGAGACCCUGCACAGUUGUGUACUACUGCCACAGACCCGGGGAUGAACCUCCUUACUGCUACUCUACCCUCCCAACAGGCUAAUAUAGCUACGCUCGCACUGACUCCAAAUCAGUUAGCGGCAUACCAGACACAGGCAAUCUUACAUGAAGUGCCAGAAAGAGUAGACAACCAGCAACAGACGGACUUCAUCGAUGAUUUAGAAGAUGAAGGACACCAGGAACUCGCACCGGAUCUUCAGAAUGACCAAAAUGGGACCGGCGAGUAUCUCAAAGGGGGCAUCCAAUAUGGGAGUGAAUGUGAAAGGACAACUGACCACGAACAGCAUCCUUCGCACCAACCUAAUUUUUGUCCCCCUUCAGGACUGAAUGCAAAUGAAAUGGAUACCGCUACAUGUAAUACUGGGACUUCUGCUGAUGACACUGUCCCAUUUCUAACACCAGCUAUAGUUGAUGCCAUCAAUGAGAAACUGGCAGAAAUAGCAAAAGAUUUGAAAAAUGGCAAUGUAACAGACAGUGGUGUUAAUCUUAACCCCGCGCCAACUUUGCAGUUUGUCAUAAACCUGGUGAAUAACAGCAUCCCUCAAUCUAACGCUGCACCAAUACAACCGCUGCAGGAACCUAUGACGAGUGAAGACAACAAACACAUCUUGGAUGAAACGCUUGAUGUUAGCAAGUUUUUAAAUCCAAACCCUAAUAAGCAUUCAGAAUCGUACAACCUGUAUCCCGAAUCACAGUCUAAUGCAGAUUUGGAACAGCACACAGUCUUGUCGGGCUUUAAAUCUAGCUUGAUACCAGUCACUGAAGAAGACCAAUCUGGAUUGGGUGGUGUGACUGUGGCGACAAACUCUCAAAACACAGUGGUGCUUGAAUUGACUCUAAAGAAACAAUCUGUUGAUGAAGAAGCUCUGCCAUUAGAUACGAAGGAGGAAACCACGAUUGAGGGCCAAACAAUGGGUGACGUUAAAGUGGAGACUCCACGAAGGAGUGUCGAUCAAGCUCCAGGCGGCAUUGAUGAAGAUGGUAAAGUUGAGGAUGGGGACAGAGACUGCGGAAAGAAUUACCAUGAUGAUGACAUAGGUGAUGAAGACGAUGAGGAUGAUGAAGAUGAGGAUGCUGACGAAGGCUUUGAAGUAUCGUCAGAUGGCAGCGCUGAUGAUUUGGAUGAACAAGACAUUGACGAAUUGGCUGAGCAGGAUGGAACUGGAGUGAGAAAAGAUACUGAGGGCAAAGAUCAGCCGGUCCUCGAUUUGGCCAGUCCAACAAUUAUACGGGAGAUUCGGGAACUGCCAAGCGGCAUGGCUCUGAGUAACAUCAUGAAAAAUAAGGCAAACGCACCUGAACGGACUGAAAUAAAUAUUAAGAUUGAUGAAUCUUACUGUGUUGUGGAGGAUGGCGUGAGACGUUGGAAAUGCACGAUGUGCACAAAAUCUUAUACAACAAAGCAUAAUUUAGUCACUCAUGUUUUGGACCAUAGCGGUAUCAAACCACAUUGCUGUAUGAUCUGUGGAAAGUUUUUCAAGCAGAUCAGCCAUCUGAACACUCAUAAACUCACCCAUGGAAAUUAUAAACCACAUGCCUGUAAUGUUUGUGGUAAAGCAUUUACGCAAGUGAGCCACAUGAAGCGCCACCUAGCAACCCACAUGGAAAAUAAACCACACAUAUGUGAUAUCUGCAGUCGCGGUUUCGCAUACCCUAGCGAAUUAAAAUUACACAAAAAGAAACAUCUUCGGAGUGGUAACUGCACGUGCGAAGAAUGUGGUAAGACAUUUCCUACGAUGAAAAAGUUGGUGCAGCAUCAGUCAUCGGCACAUCGGGAGCGGACAGACCUGACGUGUGAGUUUUGCAGCAAGUCAUUCAUGUACCCUAGUCAACUGAAGGACCAUGUCGUGAAGCAUACAGGGAAAAGACCUUAUAUCUGUGGAGAAUGUGGAAUGGAUUUCAUGAAGGAGCACCAUCUUCGCUCUCACCAGUUUACUCAUACAGGGCUAAGACCAUAUGCUUGUCCCAUAUGUCGUCGAGCCUUCAACCAACGGGCCAAUAUGCAGCGCCACAUGCUUAUCCAUAACCCAGAGAAAAACUACGAGUGUGAAGUGUGCAACAAGAACUUUGCCCAGCCUCAGACGCUCAAAGCGCAUAUGGUGACGCAUGCAGAUCAGAAGCCAUUUCAGUGCAAAAUUUGUGGGAAAACCUUUGGACGAUUGCAUAAUUUACAAGGUCAUAUGCACAUGCACGAAGACAGUAAACCAUAUGUCUGUUUCUGUGGUAGCUCAUUUACUUUACGGGGUAACUACAACCGCCACAAGAAAGUGAAGCAUGGCAUCAAAGAGACUGAGGAAUGUACUGACGAGGAAGCGGCGCAAAUAUUGAAUGAAAUGGCACUGAAGAAAUACACAGACGAGAAUGAUGUGGCUGAAGAAGUGGAGCCUGAAGCCGUCGCUUCAGGAGACCGAGCUAAUAUUGAUGAGUCGAGAGAUCAAGAAAAAAUAGGCGCUUCAGGAGAACAUGACAAACUUGAUGCUUCGGGAGAACGAGAAAAACUGGACGCUUCGGGCGAUCAUGAAAAAGUCAAUGGUGCUGACGAGUUGAACACUUCAGGUGAAGGGGUGGGACUCCUUUCACCGCAGAAAAAGAAGCGCAAAUCGGUCAUACCCAGGAAGGCACUGAAAAUAGACUUCUCAGAAAUGUCGGUUCAGGGGAUGAGGUUUACGAAGUUGAGAGAGGGGCAGGGGUCUAGUGAUUUUAUCGACCCGAAUGGUGCUUAUUCCUUGCCUAGUGAUGGAUUGAGUGAACAAAAUGUGGCUGUAAAAGAACUGUUAGGAACGAUGAGGACAAUAUCUGAAGUAGAAUUUCAGAAUUCUCAGGCGGGUGCUGGGGGAGGGCACCAGAAAGGUGAUGUGACUGUGACAGAGGGAAAACAAUUGCUAAACCUGUGAUUUGUUGCGACUAUAUUGUUUGUUGUUAUGAGACUUCACUGCAUCUAUUGUCACUUGGUAACCAUUUUCAAAGGGAUAAUGUAUUCAAUUCAAAAGGGUUAUGUCCCCCUUUAAAUCACAAAAAUUAGUUCGGAGACAGAAAUCAGCAGGAGUUUCAAGCUUUCAGGCAUGACACAUACAUGCCUUGACAACUCCAUUUUGUAUCAAGUUUUUUUAUGUGUGUUACCAUCCUUUCCCAGCAGCCAAAAUUAUAAAAAUAUCAUAUUGUGUGGUCCCUUUUGGUCACACAGGUACAUAAUUAUAUAUGUACUAGAAUGUUACGUAAAUAAGUUGAUUAAAAAUGCAUUAUUUAUUUCUAUGAAAUGUCAGUCAUAGUGGAAAAAUUGUUGGUGUGCCGUCUCCAUAAAAGUGUAAUCUUAUCACAAAGUGAUAUGAAAAACCCAGCUUUUCAUUCUAUUCUAUGUUUAAAAAUGU
Lineus longissimus is the source of this 4132-nucleotide messenger RNA. RefSeq lists its product as uncharacterized. The record is from RefSeq and is a predicted model, not a curated record. The transcript has 5 exons. Gene Ontology annotation, biological process: regulation of transcription by RNA polymerase II. Lineage: Eukaryota; Metazoa; Nemertea; Pilidiophora; Heteronemertea; Lineidae. Bases 227 to 3658 code for a protein of 1143 amino acids. Gene Ontology annotation, molecular function: DNA-binding transcription factor activity; RNA polymerase II cis-regulatory region sequence-specific DNA binding.